AUGACAUCCACUCACACAAGUCAGAGGAUACUGUGGUUCCCUGCCAAUUUACAGAGAGCUGCUGGGAUGGACACGCAUAACAGGAAAGUCCUGGUUCUGGUUUUGAUGUUGCUGCUGUCUCAACUGGCCUGUGAUGCCCACAGCGUGUCUGAGUGCUGCAGACAACCACCACGCUUCUGUCGCCUCCAUGUGUUGCUGUGCCGCUCUGGCAGCAAGAACUUGGGGGGGGUGCUCACAGGAGACGCCGCUGCUGGCAUCCUCACUCUGGGUAAACGGAGAGAGGAUGAGCAUCGUUUACAGAGCCGACUCCACCAGCUCCUCCAAGGCUCCAGGAACCAGGCAGCAGGGAUCCUGACGAUGGGGAAGAGGACUGAGGAGAUGGCUGGAGAGCACUUCAUGGACUGGAUGUCUCAGUCUGGAACCAUCACAACACCACUGCCUGUUUUAAGCUAA
Plectropomus leopardus (leopard coralgrouper) is the source of this 453-nucleotide messenger RNA. RefSeq names its product hypocretin (orexin) neuropeptide precursor (gene hcrt). NCBI's taxonomy places the organism in Eukaryota, Metazoa, Chordata, Actinopteri, Perciformes, Serranidae. Gene Ontology annotation, biological process: regulation of neurotransmitter secretion; response to starvation; temperature homeostasis. The record is from RefSeq and is a predicted model, not a curated record. Gene Ontology annotation, molecular function: type 2 orexin receptor binding; type 1 orexin receptor binding; neuropeptide hormone activity. Gene Ontology annotation, cellular component: perinuclear region of cytoplasm.